AAUCGCUUUUGUAAAAGGAACUCCUCAUUUGAGGAACUCUUUACUGUUUAUCAGUCUUCCUUGCUUGUCUCAGAGCCUGCUAAAAUGAACACCAUGAUAAGCUCAAUUUCGCCUAAAAUGGCGUCAAUAGCCACCAGAGACUUAUACUCUAUAACCUCAAAACCUCUCUAUCUCACCCACUUCCGCCCUCUAACAUGCGCCGCGGCCACCACCGCCUCAUCAUCACUCUCCUCUCUGGCGCGUCUGGUGCAACACCCACCUGACCUAAUCAAGUGGGUCAGAAAAGAAGGGGGUUUCGUCCACCAAUCCGUGAAGAUAGCGCAGGUCGACCCAUAUGGUCUUGGGCUGGUGGCCUCUGAUGAAAUCCCAAAAGGGUCUGACCUAAUUGCCCUCCCCCAUCACUUGCCGUUGCAGUUUGGGUCCAUUGAAACGGACGGUGGUGAUGGUGCUUAUUCUGUGUUGGCUAAUUUGGCUCGUCAAGUUCCUGAGGAGCUGUGGGCUAUGAGACUUAGUUUGAAGUUGCUGCAAGAGAGAGCAAAGACAGCUUCGUUCUGGUGGCCAUACAUCAGUAACCUUCCAGAAACCUACAGCGUACCCAUUUUCUUUCCUGGGGAGGACAUAAAGAACUUGCAAUAUGCUCCUCUUCUUCAUCAGGUAAACAAGAGAUGCCGCUUUCUUCUUGAAUUUGAGAAAGAAGUGAAACAAGCGCUUGAAAAUCUAAAACCAGAUGACCAUCCUUUUGGAGGCCAAGAUGUAGAUACAUCAUCCCUAGGAUGGGCAAUGUCAGCAGUGUCAUCCCGGGCUUUCCGAUUGUAUGGAAAAGAACUGCCAGAUGGGACUCGCAUCAAUAUACCUAUGAUGCUGCCACUCAUUGAUAUGUGCAAUCACAGUUUCAGUCCGAACGCUGAAAUUAUUCAGGAAAAAGUUAUGGGGAACCCAAAGAUGCUAGUUAAGGUUGUGGCAGGAACACAGAUCAAACAAGAUGAACCGUUAAUACUUAACUAUGGUUGUUUGAAUAACGAUCUUUUCCUUUUAGAUUAUGGUUUUGUUGUACCAUCAAAUCCCUUUGACUGUAUUGAACUCAAGUAUGAUGGAGGACUUCUGGAUGCUGCAAGCUCUGCAGCUGGGGUUUCAUCUCCUAACUUCUCUUCACCAGCUCCAUGGCAGCAGCAGAUUUUGUACCAGCUAAAUUUGGAUGGACAAGCUCCUCUUCUCAAGGUGAGCAUAGGUGGUCCAGAAUUAGUAGAAGGCCGAUUGUUGGCAGCCCUAAGAGUACUCCUUUCAAAUGACAUGGAAAGAGUACACAAGCAUGAUUUGAGUGCACUCAAGUCAUUGUCUGUGGAAGCCCCUCUCGGAAUUUCAACUGAAGUUGCUGCUUUAAAUACCAUUAUCGCUUUAUGUGUGAUUGCGCUUGGAAGUUUCCCGACAAAAAUAAUGGAGGACGAAUCCCUACUGAAGCAGAACGUAUCCGGUUCAACAGAAUUAGCAGUCCAGUUCAGAAUACAGAAGAAGUCUAUGAUUGUAGAUGUGAUGAGAGAUCUAACAAGGAGAGUUAGGUCACUCGUUUCAAAGGAAUCAGACACUUCUCGUAGUUAAGCUCCCAUUUUACAUGAUGGGAGAGUCUAUGAAAACACGCUUGAUCACUCUGCGAUGCCUCAAUUUUUGUGGACAUCUAUGGUGCUUUUCUCUUUUGCAUUAUUUUGGGUCAAUGCCAUUACUUACUUUCCAACGCUCUAUUAGUUUUCUCAUUUCUAAUUGUAUGAAUUCUUGAUGUUUUUCUUAAGUUGUAUAUUCCGAUACUCA
This is a messenger RNA of Rhododendron vialii, 1803 nucleotides long. RefSeq lists its product as uncharacterized. Gene Ontology annotation, biological process: peptidyl-lysine monomethylation. The coding region runs from base 85 to 1596 and encodes 503 amino acids. The transcript has 5 exons. Lineage: Eukaryota; Viridiplantae; Streptophyta; Magnoliopsida; Ericales; Ericaceae. The record is from RefSeq and is a predicted model, not a curated record. Gene Ontology annotation, molecular function: protein binding; protein-lysine N-methyltransferase activity.